This is a messenger RNA of Gopherus evgoodei (Goodes thornscrub tortoise), 2294 nucleotides long. RefSeq names its product mixed lineage kinase domain like pseudokinase (gene MLKL). Lineage: Eukaryota; Metazoa; Chordata; Testudines; Testudinidae. Gene Ontology annotation, biological process: cell surface receptor signaling pathway; protein phosphorylation. The transcript has 11 exons. The record is from RefSeq and is a predicted model, not a curated record. Bases 470 to 1948 code for a protein of 492 amino acids. Gene Ontology annotation, molecular function: protein kinase activity; ATP binding.
CAGGGUAGAGCUUAUCCUGACUCUGCUUACAGAAGUUUAAAAUGACAUUAAGCUACAUCAGAAGGUGCUAUAGCUCAUAGAGAGGGGAUGAUCUCUCUAGAGAGUUUGUUAAAUUAGCUUUUCCUCCUGCAUUAUUUCUUGCUACACUCUUUUAUUUAAAAAAAAACAACAACAAAUGAGUAAUGCGAUCUGCCCUGUCCCUUUCUCUUGAGGGCCAGAGCGAGAAGAGCCACAGACAGUUUCCUGCAUGAAAAGAAAAGCCACUAGAUUCCACCCAGUGCAUAGAUGGCUGUAAAAGAGGAAACGGAUUUGCAAAAUUGCAUAAUCUUAAACUUUCGUCAGGGAGGAGGGGCCAAACUGGGAGAGAGACAAGCACAGGGACUUUCUCGAAAGUUUACUAUGAUACUUGGUAGGUCUCUUGGACAAGAGAAGGGCUCAAGGACAGAAAGAGCUUGGCAGGGGAUCAGAUAUGGAGGUAGUGGAGAAGGUCCUGAGUGUGGCUCACAUCAUCUACGCCCAGUGCGAACAAGUGAAGUGCUGUAAGCACCAGUGCCGCCGUCUCGUGUACCGUGUUCACAUCCUGCUGAGGCCUGUGGAGGUCCUCAGGGCACAGCCUCCAAAACAAAUCUCCUCCCAGGUAGAAGAGACGCUGCAGCAGCUGCUGGAGACCUUGGAGAAGGCCCAGGAGCUGGUGAAGAAGUACAGCCAGACGAACUGGCUGCAGAAGUUCCUAAAAGCCGGUGAUGUCGUGGAGGGGUUUGGACGGGUGAACGAGCGCCUUGGGGAUGCUGCUCAAGGGCUCUCGCUCCUGCUGCAGGCUGAGCAUAAACAGUCAUUCCUCGAGACCUUUCAGCGAGACACCUGCAGCAGGGAGGACAGCCAGGACACCAAGGAUGACAAAGCCCUCUGGGAGGAGCUGCUCACAAGAAGUGCGGAGACCAAAGAUGCAGUGGAUAACGUCCAUAAAGACGUCAGACAUGUGGGAACAAAGGUGGAGGAUGUGGGAAGCAGGGUGGAGGAAGUUCGCCAAAUGAUGCAAAAGUUGCAGGAUGCAGUCAUGAAAAAGGACAAUGCUGUUCCAAGAGAGGAAAUCACUGAGAUUAGGAUGGAGGAUCUCACUAAGACCUCAUGGACCUUCCUGAUGGAAUCCAAAAGCCACACGCUCUACAAAGGAGAAUUCUACAAGUACCCUGUUGCCAUCAAAGUCUUCAAAAACCCUGUGAUCACCUCCACCGAGAAAGUGAGGGAGAUUUUCAGGAAGGAGAUUGAAACCAUGAAGAAAUUUGAGUCUCCGAACAUCCUUCGCAUGUAUGGGAUCUGCAUCGACGAGAGAGGUUCCAGCCCUUGUUUCUCCAUUGUCAUGGAGUACUGUGAAAAGGGAACCCUGCGGGAUGUGCUGACAAGGAAACCUCAGCUCCCCUGGGAGACGCGCAUUCGGAUGGCGCUAGAUGCGGCCAGAGGCCUAUACAGGUUGCACCAGACGGGGGAGAAGUCUAAAUUGCAUGGAUGCAUAAAUAGUACCAAGUUCCUGGUUGCCAAAGGUUACUGUGUGAAGCUGUCAGGAUUUGAACUGAGUAAAACUGAAUCAUCCAUUAAGAGGAGCUGCAGGAAGAAAUUGAUGGAUGUCCCUGCUUCGGCUUACAUCUCUCCCCUGGGCCUAGCUUCCCUGAGCCAUAAGUAUGACGUGCCCAGUGAAAUAUACAGCUUCGGGAUCGUCCUGUGGGAGAUUGCGACCAGCAAAAUUCCAUUUGAAGGCUGCAGUUCCCAAGAGAUCUAUCAGAAAGUUUAUGAGCAACGUUACCAGGCUCCUGUUGGGGAAGAUUGCCCCUCCCACCUGCGGGAUGUCAUCAAUCAGUGCCGGGCCUUUGAGCCUUCGCAACGUCCUUCUGCAGAAGAGAUUGUGGACUCACUGAUAGCCAUCUAUGGCAAGAUAAAUACAGCAAGCUAGCUGCAAGACACACACAAGGAGCCCCUUGACGAAAACAGCCAAGUGUGGUUAAGAGUAAAGCAUGCGCUGCUCCGUCCCUGUCUACCACCGCUCUCUAGCAUGAAGUUUGUUACACUUUUCCAGCUCUGUACUCUUUUUUUUUUUUAAACAUCUUGACCUGCCCUCCAACUUCAACGAUGCAACUCUGAGCCUUUAAAGUCGUGCCUGCAAUUUUGCACCUGCAAUUUACUGUGGACAUGGUUUAUAGCACUUAGACAUCUCCCUUCCUGAGCAUGUUGCCAAGAUUAGAAAGCCAUUUCUAUUUCAUGUAGGGGGACCAGCGUAGCAUCCUGAAGGGAAGCUCCCU